Oncorhynchus kisutch (coho salmon) is the source of this 4011-nucleotide messenger RNA. RefSeq names its product NIMA-related kinase 7. Gene Ontology annotation, cellular component: nucleus. The record is from RefSeq and is a predicted model, not a curated record. NCBI's taxonomy places the organism in Eukaryota, Metazoa, Chordata, Actinopteri, Salmoniformes, Salmonidae. Gene Ontology annotation, biological process: peptidyl-serine phosphorylation. Gene Ontology annotation, molecular function: protein serine/threonine kinase activity; ATP binding.
UUACCCCGCCCCUUCGCUCCGGGAUUCCUGGGUUGUUGACAUUACUGCCACGGGUCAGGAACAGUAAGGACGGACUCUUUCUGAACACGUAGCUACUAUUCAACUCAUUUUACAAUUAGAGGUCUUCUGUUUUUAGCGCACAGGGAAACUCGACUGCAGCACGACUUUGGAUUUGGAAAAGUAAGCCCCAAAGCAAAGACAACCCGCCAUCACCACCAGAAGACGGAAGGAAAAGUGAGGCUCCCACUUCCUGAGGUGUUAGUGACUGAUCUUCUGACACCAUGGACAUGGACUCCCAAUCACAAGGCCAGCAGGCAGCAGUACCCUCGUUCCAGCCACAGAAGCCGCUCCAGCCGGACAUGGGCCACAACUCUCUGGCUAACUUCCUGAUUGAGAAGAAGAUUGGGCGGGGCCAGUUCAGUGAGGUGUACCGGGCCAGGUACCUGAUGGACAACACCUCCAUGGCCCUUAAGAAGGUUCAGCAACUGAACCACCCCAACGUGAUCAAGUACCAUGCAUCAUUUAUUGAGGAGAACGAGCUGAACAUUGUGUUGGAGCUGGCUGAUGCUGGGGACCUCUCCCGGAUGAUCAAGCACUUUAAGAAGCAGCGGAGGUUGAUUCCAGAGAGGACCGUGUGGAAGUACUUUGUCCAGCUGUGCAGUGCGCUGGAACACAUGCACUCUCGACGGGUCAUGCACAGAGAUAUCAAGCCAGCUAAUGUGUUCAUAACUGCCACAGGAGUGGUGAAGCUGGGAGAUCUGGGACUGGGAAGAUUCUUCAGCUCCAAAACCACCGCUGCCCAUUCUCUAGUGGGCACCCCCUACUACAUGUCCCCAGAAAGAAUACAUGAAAACGGAUACAACUUCAAAUCUGACAUCUGGUCGCUAGGCUGCCUGCUCUACGAGAUGGCAGCUCUCCAGAGCCCGUUCUACGGUGAUAAGAUGAACCUGUACUCUCUUUGUAAGAAGAUAGAGCAGUGUGACUACCCUCCACUUCCAUCCGACCACUACUCUGAAGAGCUGAGAAAGGUGGUAGAUAUGUGUAUUAACCCCGACCCAGAGAAGAGGGCUGACAUCAUAUACGUGUAUGAUAUUGCCAAACACAUGCAACGCCAGACGCAGCUGGGCAGCUAAGUCUUCACCGGAGACACACUACGACCUGCACUCCUCCUCUCCUCUCCUCUCCUCUCCUCUCCUCUCCUCUCCUCUCCUCUCCUCUCCUCUCCUCUCCUCUCCUCUCCUCUCCUCUCCUCUCCUCUCCUCUCCUCUCCUCUCCUCUCCUCUCCUCUCCUCUCCUCUCCUCUCCUCUCCUCUCCUCUCCUCCCUCACCUCCACAGAAGGACAGGCAGAUAUCGAUGUUGUCUUUCACACAAUCAUUUAUUCAGAAGUUCAGUUGUUCCGAGGUCUCUGUAUUGUUAAGGUUGUUUUUGUUUAGGAGAAGGGAGUGCUGUCUGUAUGUCCCAGAUAUGUCCUGUAUCUAUUCCCAUUGAGCUUAAAGAUGGCUGCAGCUAAGAAUGUUCUGAUGGUGCCCCCUGCCCUGCCUGGCCCUGCCCUGCCCUGCAUGGCCCUGCCCUGCCUGGCCCUGCCCUGCCUGGCCCUGCCUUAGACCGCUGCGUCACUCGGGAGGCCCGGUCCUGACGUGGUUAAAUAGAAAUAGAGCAUAUGUAGUGUCUCCAUAUGUACACAGCCUGUAUCACAGAGGAAUCUGCAAUAUGAAUGUUUAGUGUUGUACUGUUAGUUAUUUUAGUACCAGAACAUCCUGUUAGAUGUAGUUUAUCUGGAGAGCUAUAGUAUCGAGAUCCAAUCAAAAAUACAGACGGAAAGAAGAAGAAGAAGAAGAAGAAGAAGAAAUGUAGUGUUUAGAUGGUUAAAUGUUGCUGUGUUGCACUUUGUACUGACAGGGUGGUGAUGAAUGUGUCUAGGAGGGGGGUGUCUUUUACCCCAAAGAGCAAAGAGAGAACUAGUGAAGAGGUAGGUAGAGGUAGAGAGAUGCUGCAUGUUAACACUGAGGUUAUACAUGUAUGUACUUGGUUGAAUGUAAUAAUGAUGUUAUAAGUUCAAAUAUAAAAGCUUUAUUUCCAUUUUUUAAAUGUAUUAUCAUUUUAUUUAGUUAAUUUAGCAGACACUCUUAUCCAGAGUAACUUUCGGGUGCAAUUAGGGUUAAAGUGCCUUGCUCAAGGGCACAUAGACAGAUGUCGGUUCGGGGACUGGCAUCAACUCUCUUAACCGCUAGGCUACCUGGCGCCCCUUUCUCUGGUUAGGGCCGUCCAUGACGAGACACCAAAUGCUACCUGAAGUACCUGGUGAUAGUUAUUAGUUGUAACUAACACUUUGAACCCAAAGAUCAGUCCUCUAUUUUAUAUUUUAGUUAUAGAAACUCUUCAACUUGGGAUAGCUAGCUAGUAGUCACCCAUUUUGUUUUGUUUAUUGGUGUGUUUUAGUUUUUUCAGGUGGUAGUAGGGUGGAGGAGAGAUGUCUAUGUUUAACAGUGAUUGUGUUUACACAUCAAAUCACCUUAGUGGUGUUGUGAUUGGGGAAAUGAACAAUAGUGAUAGAAUGCAGGAGAUACAGGAUAUUACACGACUUGUUUGACUCACUAUUGUCCCACCAACUGAUUGGCUGGUAUAUUCCAGUUCUAUGUCCCACCAACUGAUUGGCUGGUAUUUUCCAGUGCUAUUGUCCCACCAACUGAUUGGCUGGUAUUUUCCAGUUCUAUUGUCCCACCAACUGAUUGGCUGGUAUAUUCCAUGUCAAUAUUCAAUUUCUGUCUUUUACACACCAAAUCAUCUACAGUAGAAUAUUCUGUACACACCAUUCUAACACCCCCAAUGCCUUCCUUUCUCAGCUCUUCUCCCUGUGUCUGUAACUGAUGGAAAACCAGUUCAACAGUGAGGAAGCAUUGUUAGUUGAAAUAAAUUCCUUAUCAAUAAUGACCUGCUAUCAGAACAACACAUGCCUUAUCAAUAAUGACCUGCUAUCAGAACAACACAUGCCUUAUCAAUAAUGACCUGCUAUCAGAACAACACAUGCCUUAUCAAUAAUGACCUGCUAUCAGAACAACACAUACCUUAUCAGUAAUGACCUGCUAUCAGAACAACACAUACCUUAUCAAUAAUGACCUAUCAGAACAACACAUGCCUUAUCAAUAAUGACCUAUCAGAACAACACAUGCCUUAUCAAUAAUGACCUGCUAUCAGAACAACACAUGCCUUAUCAAUAAUGACCUGCUAUCAGAACAACACAUGCCUUAUCAGUAAUGACCUGCUAUCAGAACAACACAUACCUUAUCAAUAAUGACCUGCUAUCAGAACAACACAUACCUUAUCAAUAAUGACCUGCUAUCAGAACAACACAUGCCUUAUCAGUAAUGACCUGCUAUCAGAACAACACAUACCUUAUCAGUAAUGACCUGCUAUCAGAACAACACAUGCCUUAUCAAUAAUGACCUGCUAUCAGAACAACACAUGCCUUAUCAAUAAUGACCUGCUAUCAGAACAACACAUGCCUUGUCAAUAAUGACCUGCUAUCAGAACAACACAUACCUUAUCAGUAAUGACCUGCUAUCAGAACAACACAUGCCUUAUCAGUAAUGACCUGCUAUCAGAACAACACAUGCCUUAUCAGUAAUGACCUGCUAUCAGAACAACACAUACCUUAUCAGUAAUGACCUGCUAUCAAAACAACACAUGCCUUAUCAAUAAUGACCUGCUAUCAGAACAACACAUGCCUUAUCAGUAAUGACCUGCUAUCAAAACAACACAUGCCUUAUCAAUAAUGACCUGCUAUCAGAACAACACAUGCCUUAUCAGUAAUGACCUGCUAUCAAAACAACACAUGCCUUAUCAAUAAUGACCUGCUAUCAGAAUGUAUUUUACUCCCCAUCUUAUGGUCAGGGUUGGCUAGUUUACUUUCUAAAUGUAAUCCAUUUCUGCCAAACCUUGCUUAUGGUAAACAUUGCUAAGAUGAUAGCAGAUAACCAUUAUCUGAUCAAAUAAAUACAAGUUUAAGAGGA